AUGGACCGGUUUCAGGACGGCGAGCACGUGCGGCUGCGGAGCCGCGUGCACGGCACGUACCUGCACGCCGACGAGGACGGCCAUGGCGUCUCACUCCCCAGGCGCGGCGCGUCGAUGAACGCGGUAUGGUCCGUGCACAUCUACCACCGCGACGGCCCGCAGCUGCUCCUCUACAGCGCCGCCUACGGCAGCUACCUCGCCGCCACGGACGCGCGGGCGCCGCCCGGCCACCGCGGCUUCCGCGCUGUGCAGUGCGACUACGACCGUCGGCACAUGGAGGCCAUCAAGUGGCAUGCCGUUUGGGCCGAGUCUGAGAACUACGUCGUGCUCCGCGACGUCGCCGGCCGCUGCCUCCGCGCCAACAAGAGGUACCUCAGCCGGAACAACGGCGUCAGCGUCGACGGCAUCGACGACAUCAACAACGUCAGCACGAUGAUGCACUUGCACUGGUUCGUGGAGCUGAUCCCCGCCAGGGAUGGCUUGCCUCCCCUUCCACGACCGAUUGGGCAUCCCUUCCCCGGAACCGGAAUAGUCACCGCCGUGUUGCCGUCGCGGAUGAUCGUGUACGUGCGGGAGGGCGCCGACGGGAGCCGCAUCACCCGUGGGUCGUUCAACUUCAGGGGGAGGUCCGUGUUCCGCCUGAGGAAGAAGCUGGUCCGCCGGCUGCGUGCCAUCAUGGACGUCUCCAAGCUCGUCGUGUGCGUCGAAGCGGGUGCUUUCGGGCGGCUUACCCCACUCGUCGUCGACCUGCCCCGCAGCCGCCACAACCUCCACAUCGUCGUCAUCGAGGCCGGGACGCCAGUCUGA
Molecule: messenger RNA, 807 nt
Organism: Triticum turgidum subsp. durum (durum wheat)
Lineage: Eukaryota; Viridiplantae; Streptophyta; Magnoliopsida; Poales; Poaceae
Source: the annotation of a GenBank genome assembly